Leishmania mexicana MHOM/GT/2001/U1103 is the source of this 2661-nucleotide messenger RNA. RefSeq lists its product as hypothetical. The record is from RefSeq and is a predicted model, not a curated record. The coding region runs from base 1 to 2661 and encodes 886 amino acids. The transcript has a single exon. Lineage: Eukaryota; Euglenozoa; Kinetoplastea; Trypanosomatida; Trypanosomatidae.
AUGAACUGGGCGGGCUUUAGCGCCGGCGGCCUGGGGAGUGGUGGGCGUGGCGCCUCGACGGGGGUUUCCUACCGGGGCAGUGACACAGGGCGUGUCACUAGCCAAUUUUCGGCUGGGUAUGCACAUAGCGGAGGUGGUCUCACUGGCUACGGUGGCUACGGAGGUGGCAGCGGCUUCGGCAGACCUGGAAUUGGUGGCGGCGGGCUGCUGCAUCAGGUGGGCAGCGGCGUUGACGGAGGCUCUGAAACACCCCGUGUUGCCAUCAUCGGCACAGGACCAACCGUAUUUCAGCAGUGGUGGGCCAUUCACGCCGGCGGCCUCCGCGUCAGCGUUGUCGUCGGCACCGACGACGCCAAGGUAACCCACAGCCACAACGUCUUUAAAGGCAGCGCCGUCACGGCAGCCGCUAGCAACGCGGAGAGGAAGGCAUCGGCAGAGAGGGCCUGUGCAGUUGCGUUGCGAUGUGUGCAGUUUUACCGCCUUCCUCGAGCCAAUAAAAGCGCUGUGGCUGGGGCAGACAAACCCUUGGUCGACGUGCGGGUGUGUGCUCCUGGUAGCGUGGCAGACCCGGUGGCCAACGGCGGUGCCAGGGAUGAAUCGAAGAAGACCAGCGCGACAAGCGCCGUCGUCACCUCGUCCAUCCUGACAGGCGCUCGUGCCGCCUCGGCCUCCGCUGAAGCAAAGAAGGACUGCGUCAUGGCGACGUCGUGGAACUGGUUUUUCACGCUGCUGCUGGGCGAACAGAGCUGUGAAACGGACAAGAACGGCGGCGUCGGCAUCAGAGGAUCUUUUUCUUCCUCACCAGCAGUGACCGGCGCCGGCUCUUGGUCUGCGCGUUCGGGUGCGACGUCCCUCAGUUCUACCCCUGCGGCCGCUGGCAGCUCCGCGGACUCUCUGGUGGAUGAUGUGGAGGUCAUCUAUCUAGUCGACUACAGCGCGGACUGUGACGAGGCUGGUGUUCGGGCGGCGCUGCUCUGGCUGCUUGAGCGCGAUAAGCAGAUUGUCGUGGAGUGCGCCCUUUCGGCGGAGACGCUGGCAGCCUGUGCAGCCGCUGCAGCGACUGUGACGCGCGGCAAGCCGGAAAUGAAACGACUUUUUCUCUACCGCGGCGGCGGGUGCCGUCGCGGUUGGUCUGACGCGUCUGUGACACAACUGCGUAAGUCACUCGGCGUGCGGCGUGCCACGGGCAAGACGGGCUGCAAGGCGUCGGCGGCCUCGAGUCCCGCGAAGACCGCGUUGGGUGGUAGUAGCGCCUUCACAACGGUUUCAACCAAAACGGCAGCGCCGGCAGUCGAUCGCUAUGGCGGCUUCUCGGUAUUCGACUUCAUGGACACCAACCUUGGAGGCGCGCUCAAGGAUGCGGAGGGGCCAAGAGGCGGCGGCAUGGAGAAGGAGAGGCUAUGCGCCACUGAGAAGAGCUCCGUUACCGUGACACCGACCGGUACCGCAACGGCCACGUUGAAGCCGCCAGAGGCAACGGCAAAGGUGGAGACGACGCACAAGCCUUCGGCGCCUGCCCCAACUUCCAUCGCUGUGGAUGCGGCAGCGAGCGUUGUCGGCGCGAUGCGUCAUAUCUGUAUGGUAGUGAUUGACCACGGAAGUCCUCCUUCGACCGACUCGGCGGCGGCCGUAUCGCUAGGCAUCAUGGAUAGUCUUGGCUGGGAUGCCGUGGCGGUUGUGCUGCACCUGCUCGACUGGACGUGCCCUGAUAUGGUAGUUGGUCGUGUGCUCCGCCGUUCUCCCGACACCCUUCAGCCCCUCUGCGUACAGGCGGAGAUGUACUAUGGCAUUGAAGAGACUGCCAAGGAAGGUGGCGAGGGAAAAGGGCGUGUAGCGGGCAGGGCCGCAUCAGCGCGUCCAUCCUACCUCUGCGUCUCUCUCCAUAUCGCCACCUGCGGGAACGGCAUUCUUCACCCAACCGACGAGGACAGAGGUGAUGAGGGUGUCUUUCAGCAGUCACUGCGCAUCGUCGGCACCAAGGCCGCUCUCACCGUAGACAACCCCCUUCUUCCGGCUGCCUCCCCUUUCAACACGGCGCCUACACCGUCCGCCGCGAUGACGACAGCAGCGGAUACCGCUGCCGACAGCUCUUCUCUGCUCACCGGCGCCGCGACUUCAGGAGCAUCACCCUCUGACGUCUCCUCAACCGCUACCGCUGUGGUGACGUCGGGCAAUGCCGCGAUGCUGACGGCUCCGAAGGUAUCACACAGCUACCGACUGGCCACUCAAGACGUGUCCGCCGCGUCAGGGCAGCGUGAGCGCCGAGAAGAAGAGGUGACCGUCGGCAGCGCUGAGCCAUGCGCCGAGUUCCGCACCUGGCAGCAUGUUCGCUCGCAGCUGAACGUGACAGCCACAUCUACGUCGCCGAGGAGCGGGGCCGGGCUGGGCACCUAUCAACUAUACAACUCCCGCUACGCAAAUCGUGGUGUUGGCGUAGGGCUCGGUGCCAGAAGCGGGUACUACGACCGAGGCCGAGGCAUGCGCGGGCGCCGCACUGACUUUGGCGAUGGCCUCGGUGCCGACCGUGCCGCGGCAUCGGGGCCGUCAGUCAGAGCCGAAAUCCUGGAUGCUGAGUCGGCUGCGUUGGACAUGCAGCAUGCGUGGCUCGUGCAGGUCGUCGUGGAAAGCAUUUUAGCCUCCGCAGCGAAGCCGUCCGUGUAA